This is a messenger RNA of Manis pentadactyla (Chinese pangolin), 2762 nucleotides long. RefSeq names its product cell division cycle associated 7 (gene CDCA7). Gene Ontology annotation, biological process: regulation of DNA-templated transcription. The transcript is spliced from 10 exons. The coding region runs from base 137 to 1489 and encodes 450 amino acids. Gene Ontology annotation, cellular component: nucleus. Lineage: Eukaryota; Metazoa; Chordata; Mammalia; Pholidota; Manidae. The record is from RefSeq and is a predicted model, not a curated record.
CCCCGCCCCUCGGGCCCGGGUCUGCGCGUUCCGCCCGCCGGCCGCGCGGCUGCGGCUCCUGCUCGGUGGGACGGCGGCGCGCUCGUCUGCUCCGCUCUCCCCGCUCCCAGCGUCGGCCCGGGCGCCUGCCGCCAGCAUGGACGCUCGCCGCGUGCUGCAAAGGGAUCGCCAAGUAAAGAACUUAAAGAAAUUCAGAUACGUGAAGCUGAUUUCCAUGGAAACCUCGUCAUCCUCUGAUGACAGUUGUGACAGCUUUGCUUCUGAUAAUUUUGCAAACACAAAACCUAAAUUCAGGUCAGAUAUCAGUGAAGAACUGGCAAAUGUUUUUUAUGAGGACUCUGAUAAUGAAUCUUUCUGCGGCUUUUCAGAAAGUGAGGUGCAAGAUGUGUUAGACCAUUGUGGAUUUUUACAGAAACCAAGGCCAGAUAUCACUAACGAACUGGCCAGUAUUUUGCAUGCCGACUCUGAUGAUGAAUCGUUUUGCGGUUUCUCAGAGAGUGAGAUACAAGAUGGAAUGAGGCUGCAGUCCGAGCACACUGGCUGUCGGACCCGCAGUCAGUGCCGGCGGGCCGGCCCACUCCGGGUGGCCAUGAAGUUUCCGGCUCGAAACACCAGGGGUGCAGCCAACCAAAGAGCAGCAACUCCCGAGCCCUCACAGAAUUCAGGGACCGAUUCUAAUUCUGAUUCAGAAGAUGAAAAUGGCAUGAAUUUUUUGGAGAAAAGGGCUUUAAAUAUAAAGCAAAACAAAGCAAUGCUUGCAAAACUAAUGUCAGAAUUAGAAAGCUUCCCUGGCUCAUUCCCUGGAAGGCGUUCCCUACCAGGCUCCCGUUCACAAUCAAAGAUACCCAGAGGGCGCACAUUCCCAGGUGGUGCUUCCAGGAGAAACCCUGACCGGAGAGCUCGACCUCUUACCAGGUCACGGUCCCGGGUGCUUGGGUCCCUUAGCGCCCUACCUGAAGAGGAGGAGGAAGAGGAGGAGGAAGAUAAGUUCAUGUUGGUGAGAAAGAGGAAGGCCGUGGAUGGCUGUGUGAACGAAGGUGACAUGCGCAGAAGUCGUCGCCCCGGAUCCAUGAGCCUCCCACAUGUAAUUCGCCCGGUGGGCGAAAUUACAGAGGAAGAGCUGGAGAACAUCUGCAACAACUCUAGAGAGAAGAUAUAUAACCGUUCAUUGGGAUCCACUUGUCAUCAGUGCCGCCAGAAAACAAUCGAUACCAAAACAAACUGCAGAAACCCAGAGUGCUGGGGUGUUCGAGGCCAGUUCUGUGGUCCCUGCCUUCGGAACCGUUACGGUGAAGAGGUCAAGGAUGCUCUGCUAGAUCCAAACUGGCAUUGCCCACCUUGUCGUAGAAUCUGUAACUGCAGUUUCUGUCGACAGCGAGAUGGGCGGUGUGCAACUGGGGUCCUUGUGUAUUUAGCCAAAUACCAUGGCUUUGGGAAUGUACAUGCUUACUUGAAAAGUCUAAAACAGGAAUUUGAAAUGCAAGCAUAGUAUUUGGAAGAUCCACUCCUGCAUUCCACUGUGCAAAUCUUGUUAAAGUUUUCAAUUUUGUCAUGUGAUCAGAGCCCAAGUUAAGAAUUUUGGUGAUCAGUCAGCUUUAUAGGAAACUCUAAUCAAGUUAAUCUCAUUAGGCACACAUGUUUCUGAGCAUCCUGAGGAGUAUUGCUAGCUAUACAGGCCCUCCUGCAGUUCUUCCUGCAUUUCCCCUAAUGCCUCACCCUGUUUCCAGUGGCUCUUUCCCACCAUUUAGUUUCUGAAUUCUUUUAAAAUGAUAAUUUUAUGAAAGCAUGUUUGACUUAAUUGAUGUUGAAAUAGCCUGGAAUCCACCCAUAAAACCAAGCACUUAGAAACACAGUACAAGUGUUAACUAACUUCAUCUGUCAAGUUCCAGAGACCAGCCCUCUAACUUGUUCACAUGAAAACAAUGGGAAUGAUUUAGUGUUCUUACUAGUUGAUAUUUUUUAAACACAAUCAAGGCACAAAAGUCUUAAAACCAUGUGGAAAAAUUAGGUUAUUGUUGGAAAGCAGAAUAUGUUACUUUGGGUGCCUCUGAUGAGAAUAUUCUGUGUAUUGUGCUUACUAUACCAGUUGUCACAGUUGAGAUUUAGUUGCUGUUGAUUUCUUUCACCAUGAGGCUAAAAGGUGCCUCUGGCUCACAUGGUCAGGACCCAAAGUUUUGUGUGCAGUGCUCUACUUGAAGUCAUUGUAGAAAAGAUGUCCUGGGGAAUUAGGAUGGUGAGGCUUCAGGAAUAAGCUGAUUUGAAUUCUUGGUAUACAACUUGAGUGUAAUUAUAGUUUUCCAAGUUUAUUUCAGUUCAUAUGGAAGGUAUUUCAAAUUCUUGUGCAUUUUGCAGGGAAAAUUGAUACUAAUAGUCUAUAAUUCGUUGCAGUUUUUGCUUUCUUAAAUAAGCUAGACACAGGGUUCAUGUUCAGGUUUUAAGCACUUUUAUAACAGUGAGAAGUGCCUUUUUGGAGAUGGGUGACUUUGAACAAUCGAUUAACGUCACAUCUCUACCAGUUUGAUUUCUGGGCAGAUUUCAUGGGUCUUCUCCCUCUCCCCCUUUGUUUGCAUUAAUCAAAUCAUUCGGUAGAGGUGGGAUCUAAGUGUGUUUGUCCAUUUCCUUUUCAUGAGCAGUCUGUUGCUGUGCUCAUUCGGUGUCUGCUGCAUAAUUGGACAUUGAACCAGUAAGUGUAAAUAGAGCUUUUGAUCUGUAAUGCUUUUAUACAAAGGUUUUUAUUUUAAUAAUAAAAUGUUUUAUUCUUG